This is a messenger RNA of Pseudocercospora fijiensis CIRAD86, 771 nucleotides long. RefSeq lists its product as uncharacterized. The record is from RefSeq and is a predicted model, not a curated record. The annotation marks the transcript as partial. The transcript has a single exon. NCBI's taxonomy places the organism in Eukaryota, Fungi, Ascomycota, Dothideomycetes, Mycosphaerellales, Mycosphaerellaceae.
UCCCCGUCGCGCAACUGAUGACUUCACCGCCGAGGAGAUAGAUGGUGAACAGACUCCCGCGGAGCAUGAAGGGAGGACACGAAUGUAGUAUCGACCAGCCAAAUAGGAUCGAUGGACUUGCACUCGCGCAUGCAAGUUCAAUGAGCUCUAGUCUGCCGUCUCUGGUGCAGCGAAGGGAUGAAAGAAAUGUGUCGGCUGUGUGGAUGUUUCAAGCGUAGAUUCCCUAGCACGCACGACUCAAGAAAAAGGAGAUGUGUCGCGCGAAAGCUGGGAAUGAUCCUGCGAAAGACAUGAUCUCUGGAAACUGGUCAUUAUUACCGCGAGGAAUCCAUGCAGUCAUGUCUUCUUGGCUUGAAGACUUUGUGCAUCUAGACUUACUCAUUGCCUCCAAUGCUCAAGCUCAGCUUCCUCCUUACCCUCCCCGCCAGUUCGGCCUCGAUGCGCGCAGAUGAGCCCUGCGAUCACGGAUACAGUCAAGAUGCAGGAGAUUCCGGCCGAAGAGAAUGCAUACUGCUUUUGGGUCAUUUCAAGGCCACCGAUGCAGCACUUCUUUUGCUGGCCCGCACAUUCACUGCACCGAAUAUAAGCUUUCCAAUUUUUUGCAAAGCCUAUCCCGUGCCGAAGGGAGCAUGGAGGGCAGACUCGAGACCUUCAGACCAGUAUAUCAGCUGCGCUCGAGGAGAAAUGGCCGGUGGUUCUACGAUGAAAUCGCAUUGGUUAGCAAAAGGCCUUAAUCUUACUCUUAGAAUGAAGAACUGUUGUGUCUAUUUA